Messenger RNA from Dipodomys ordii (Ord's kangaroo rat), 1851 nucleotides. It is a transcript of the gene Adgra1, whose product is annotated as adhesion G protein-coupled receptor A1. The transcript has 5 exons. Gene Ontology annotation, cellular component: plasma membrane; glutamatergic synapse; postsynaptic density. The record is from RefSeq and is a predicted model, not a curated record. Gene Ontology annotation, molecular function: G protein-coupled receptor activity. Gene Ontology annotation, biological process: cell surface receptor signaling pathway; G protein-coupled receptor signaling pathway. The coding region runs from base 157 to 1851 and encodes 564 amino acids. NCBI's taxonomy places the organism in Eukaryota, Metazoa, Chordata, Mammalia, Rodentia, Heteromyidae.
AUCCGCAUCAGCCAGAAAGGCCGGCACGCGCUGCUGAAUUUCUGCUUCCACACCGCCCUGACCUUUGCCGUGUUCGCCGGUGGCAUCAACCGCACCAAAUAUCCCAUCCUGUGCCAGGCGGUGGGCAUCGCACUGCACUAUUCCACACUGUCCACCAUGCUGUGGAUUGGAGUGACCGCCAGGAACAUCUACAAGCAAGUGACCAGGAAGGCCCCUCCGUGCCCUGGUGCAGACCAGCCGCCGUACCCCAAGCAGCCCCUGCUCAGGUAUUGGAGCGUGCUCCCGGGCCCCGGCGCCACCCAGGGGGGACCCCUGGGGACCCCUGACCGGGACGAGCCUCCACAGGGCUUAGCAAGGCCUUUCGUAUUCAAGUGUACAGAGUGUGAUUCCUACAGGCCAGAGGGUAUCUCUGAGAAGAAAACACGCUUCUACAAGUAUGCUGGGGCUUUUAGCCAUGAUCAAAAUGGAGCAGCCCCAGGCUCUUUCCCUCUCCUGACUCCACGACACCUCUGCUGGAACCGCCCUGGCGGCUUCCUGCCCCUUCUCCACAUGUCUCCCGAGGGCAUGGCAGGCUCGCUCAGGGCACCAUCAGGACAGAUAGACCUGCUCCCUCAGCAGGUCUAUGCCAGUACUCUGUCAGAUAGCUGCUGGAUGGCCUGGGAGCCCAGCCUGGGGGCCUUCUACGGGCCAGCGGCCUUCAUCACACUGGUCACCUGCGUGUACUUCCUGGGCACCUACAUCCAGCUGCGGCGCCACCCCGAGCGCAGGUACGAGCUGCAGGAGCACCCGGAGGAGCGGCGGCGGCUGGCGGGGCCCGAGGGCAGCCGCUGCCCAGGGCCGCGGCCCUGCACGCCACCUGGCUGCGAUGGGCCGGCCGCCUCCCCACUACAGAACGAGCACUCUUUCCAGGCCCAGCUGAGGGCCGCUGCCUGCACGCUCUUCCUAUUCUCAGCCACGUGGACCUUCGGGGCCUUGGCCGUGUCGCAAGGCCCCUUCCUGGACAUGGUCUUCAGCUGUCUGUACGGGGCCUUCUGCGUGACGCUGGGGCUCUUCGUGCUCAUCCACCACUGUGCCAAGCGGGAGGACGUGUGGCAGUGCUGGUGGUCCUGCUGCCCCUCCCGGGGGGAUGCCGCCACCUCCACGCCCGGCGCCCACCCCGCCCUGGACGCCAACGGGGACGCACUGGGGCAUGCUGCCCGCCUGCCAGACUCCCCCUGUGCAAGCCAGCCCAGGGGCUUCGGCCACCUGCCCUCCGGCCACUGCAAGAUGACCAACCUUCAGGCUGCUCAGGGCCACGUCGGCUGCCUGCCACCGGCCACCCCUUGCUGCGCCAAGAUGCACUGCGAGCAGCUGAUGGAGGAGGAGGCUCACAUGCGCAUGGCUGAGGGAGACGCCUUCCCGCACACCCCACGCCCGCACAGAUGCCUCGAGGGCAGAACUAAGCCCCACUACUUCAGCCGACACCAGGCCGCCGCUCAUCAGAGCUACGCCUACCACAUCCCCUCCAGCCUGGACGGCAGCGCCCCCAGCUCCCACACAGACAGCCCCCUCAGCUCCCUGGAGGGCCCAGAGGGGGUGCACACACUGGCCUGCUGUGCCCAGGCCGGCCCCUUCCCCCUGGUCAGCCAGCCUGAGGGCGGUGAGGCCAGCCUGGGGCUCUACGGGUGCCCCCCACGGCUGCCUCCAGGCCCGGCCCAUCUGGAGAUGCUCCGCAGGACACCGUCCCUGUCCUUCCACGGCCCCAGCCCCGACGGGCUCCUCCGGGGCAGCAUCCAGGAAGGCCUGCCAUUCAGCACUGACAGCACAGGCAACAUCCGAACAGGGCCCUGGAAAAACGAAACUACUGUGUAG